UUUUCUUCCGAGGACCGGACACUUCAACAUACUCUACAACCAGGAUAAACAUGACAGUUUCUUACUCCCUCGAAGUGGCCAAUGCAAGGUUUGGUGGCUUCUCCAAGCUCCUGUUCAGGUGGAAAGGAAGCAUCUACAGGCUGCUUUAUAAGGAGCUUAUAGUCUUCUGUGGGAUUUAUCUGUUUUUCAGUGUGUUCUACAGGUUCCUCCUGUCACCUACACAGCAGGAUUUGUUUGAGCGAAUCGCCCUUUACUGUGAUCAGUUCACCAACAGCAACUUUAUUCCAGUUACAUUUGUGCUGGGUUUCUAUGUGAGCUUGGCCUUUAACCGUUGGUGGGGUCAGUACACCAGCUUCCCGCUGCCUGACAACCUGAUGAUGGUGGUGUCUGGAAACGUCCACGGAGCAGACGAGAGGGGUCGUCUGCUGCGACGAACCCUCAUGAGAUAUGCCAACUUAUCUUCGGUUCUUAUCCUCCGCUCCAUCAGCACCAGAGUCCUCAAGCGUUUUCCCACUUUGGAGCACAUAGUGGAGGCCGGAUUUAUGACGACACACGAGCUGAAAACGUUUGAGUCGCUACACUCGGAUUUCAACAAGUACUGGAUGCCUCUGACGUGGUUCUCCAACCUGGCGUCCAGAGCGAGAGAGGAGGAACGAGUGAGGGACGAUAUUGCUCUGAGACUUCUGAUGGACGAGCUUAAUAAUUACCGGGCCAAGUGCAGCCUCCUGUUCCACUAUGACUGGAUUAGCAUUCCUCUGGUCUACACUCAGGUAGUCACUCUUGCAGUUUACUCGUUUUUUGGCUUCUGUGUGAUUGGUCGACAGUUCCUGAACCCUGACAAGGGCUAUAAGGGUCACAACCUGGACAUGUAUGUGCCUGUUUUCACUCUCCUGCAGUUCUUCUUCUACGCUGGCUGGCUCAAGGUGGGAGAACUGAUCAUCAACCCGUUUGGCGAGGACGAUGAUGACUUUGAAACAAACCAGCUGAUCGACCGAAACAUUCAGGUGUCAAUGCUGGCUGUGGACGACAUGUACCAGAACCUGGCUCCAAUUGUGAAAGACAAGCACUGGAAACAGAGAUAUUUCUCCAUCCCUUACACUUUGUCAACAGCAGCAGAGACUCUUAAACCAGCAUUUAAAGGCUCCACCUUUGACAUGAGGAUGAGUGCUGAAGAUCUUGAGAUCCACCAGCCUGCAGACAGGCCUGUGAAGAAACAGUAUUUAUCUGUUAAUGGAUCAGAGGGUGAAGGUCUCGAUGACCUUCUGCAGAGGGGUAAAGGUAUGAGCCUCCCUUCACUGCUGGAGAUCUCAUCUUACCCAAAUGAGAAAGAACACGGCAAUAUUUCUCCUGAGGAAAACACCAGUGCCACCAACAACCAAGAACAAGAAAUGACACUGAUUCAAGUUCCAGUAGAAAAUAUCAAGGGAAAAUCACCAGAUUAAAAGUUGUCCCUACUUGUUGCCUAUACUGAAAAUGCUUUCUUUCUUUCUUUUGCCAUUCAGAAAAUUACCAUUAUUGUUCUUUUCAUUUUUAGUUGCUAGGAAAUU
Solea solea (common sole) is the source of this 1547-nucleotide messenger RNA. It is a transcript of the gene best4, whose product is annotated as bestrophin 4. The record is from RefSeq and is a predicted model, not a curated record. Bases 51 to 1442 code for a protein of 463 amino acids. The transcript has 10 exons. Lineage: Eukaryota; Metazoa; Chordata; Actinopteri; Pleuronectiformes; Soleidae. Gene Ontology annotation, molecular function: chloride channel activity.